CAUCGGCAGAUUAAACACCUCCAGAUACGCUUCGACGUAAUCUCACUGCACGAUGCCCAUCCACGGUAUCGCCGCCCUCCUCGAGGGUCGCGUCAAUUAUGGAUACGCCGUCACCGCCGUCAUCCUCGUCGUCCUCGCUGCGACCCUUAAAGCCUGGUCAGGGGGUCGAAAGAACACUUGGGAGAGGGAUUGGGCAGGGAAGAUGAUCCUCGUCAUCGCCGAUCCUAAUCCUAUAACCCUCGAACUCUUACACCAACUCCUCCACCUCCCCUCCCCUCCUCAAAUCCUAUACCUCCCACCUCUACCCUCCCCUCUCCCAGAAUCCCUUCUUACGAUCGUCCAAACGCUCCGACUGUCAGCUACUACCAAGUCCCCGGCUGCUCAGCUGCACUGUGAAGCUUUCCCCCGGACCCCGGGGGCGGUGAGGGCGUUCGUCAAGCAGUGGGCGGUUAACCCUGCUGGGACGGGAGAGGGAGGGAGGAGGUUGGAUGCGAUCGUCUGGGGUGAUGGGUGGGAGCUCGAUGCUGCCUUGGCGGGAUUCCAGACCUCGCCUGCGACCAACACCAAGGAUAAUGAGGACGAAAGCAAAGAAGACGGAUGGACGGUGCAGGAAAGCAAAUUCCAUUUUCUCACCGCCAUGCUCCCUCUCUUGCUCAAGGCACCUAUGGAGCGUUCUAUCCGUCUUAUCAACCUCGUCUCUCCCUUCUACGCCGCUGCCAUCCCUACCUACCAAAACAACAACGACCACACCGAUAACGACCAAGCUGGACCUGCGAGUAACAACAAAAACGCUCGAUCCGCCAUCUUCCAAACGGGCGUCGACUCCUGGAAAGCGAUCCUGUUAUGGACCCACCUUCAAAAGAUCUUGGACGCUCUGGCUUCCACAGUCCAUCCGCAGGUCAACGCGGUCCCUGUCCCCGAGACCGAGCUCCCACUUGGGACGGAGAUCAACAAAGUAGUAAAAGAAGCCGAGGAGACCAUCCGGAGUGUCGAAGAACCCGUUUUGGACGCCCGUCGACUUCCCGGACCUGAAGACAACCUCUCCCUCGCCCAGAAGGAGAUGGAACAGAAGGAAACGUCGGGAAGGAAGACGAUCACCGUGCAGAGUAAUAUCUUGGCGUUGAGCGUUGUCAUGCCGUUUAACCGGUGGGGAGUUGUCAGGCCGAUGUUGGGUUUCCGGCAGAGUUCGAACACGCUCGGGAUGCUUGUCUACCUGCUCUUCUCCCCCCUCAUCUACCUUCUCACCCCCUCAAACGCUAAAUCCCUCCAAAGCGUGCUCUUCGCCCUCCAAGCUCCGGUGCUCUACGACGACGAGCUCGCCAGAACCAAGGGCGUGAGUAAAGGGUUCGUCAAGCAUAUGCCUAGGAGCGAUGGGGUCAGAGGAGGGUCUAUUAUUAGGAAUUGCGAGAGCUAUGCAUCUCACGUUCCCGAGCACAAGGUCGACGAGCUAGGUAAGACCGUCUGGGAAGACUUGGAGACCGUCGUCGAGGAACGUCUCAAGGCCGAGAAACCCCAAGGGCAAACUCAGUCUACAACGAGUGGGAACGGGAAAGCGUCCGUCGAGCCGGUGGUAGUACCCGACGAUGUGUAUGCUUGAGAUGGACGUGGAAAGAAGACGGGCCGUGGAAUUUAUGCGCAUUCUCAUCAUAGCUGGGCCGCAUGAUAUUGCCGUGAGACGGACGUACGUGUGCGGGUUGCGGCGAGUCCUGUUCAGAAAGCAUAUACGUUGGAGGCGAGAACCUGCUCCCAAUCGCCAGUCCGAGCCAAGGAACCGCAAUGUCUGGUCUAGUUGUUGCCAGCAUGCCAUCCUCUAUCAUGGGCCAUUGAUGUAAAUGUACAUAAAAUGCGUUGCUCAAGAUGCAUUGAAUCUUGCAAUACUUGCCGGCAUCGAUCGCCGCAAAGUCAAGUUCCUCUAUGCUGCAAAGCCGAGUUCCUUUACGGUAAAACUUCUCACAACAACUUGCAAAGAAGGAGGAGUGACAAUGAGGCACGGUUUCAGAGCCUCAACCUUACAGUCCCCGUAUUGUUGCUGGAGAACUUUCGCUUGAUAAACCCCAAAGGCAG
Filobasidium floriforme is the source of this 2064-nucleotide messenger RNA. RefSeq lists its product as uncharacterized. The coding region runs from base 53 to 1597 and encodes 514 amino acids. The record is from RefSeq and is a predicted model, not a curated record. The transcript has 4 exons. Lineage: Eukaryota; Fungi; Basidiomycota; Tremellomycetes; Filobasidiales; Filobasidiaceae.